Molecule: messenger RNA, 576 nt
Organism: Panicum virgatum (switchgrass)
Lineage: Eukaryota; Viridiplantae; Streptophyta; Magnoliopsida; Poales; Poaceae
Exons: 4
Coding region: 175-576 (133 amino acids)
Source: RefSeq, a predicted model, not a curated record
CUUACAUACUGUUUCCAUACAACUUUCAGUCAGUCUUUUCUGCCCUGUAACUCUUUUAGUUCUAUAUAACUGAAUUUUAUUAACCCUAAUAAGAAGUGGCUCCGAUUCAUAUAAUCUUGCAGAAACCACUGGGUACUAGUUUUCAUAUUUUAUUACCAGAGCUUAGCGGUUGUCAUGGACUCAUUGCGGAAAGAUUCAGACCUAUACAAAGACAUGACCGACAUGUUAAAAAAGGUUUGGAAGAGAUUCAUUCGAAAGCAUAGUGAUAAUUUCAGCGCUGAACUUAAAUUGAAGACAAACUUUCCGUGUCGAAGGCAAGCACACGAAAAUAAUUUAUGCGUAUACUAUAUUAUAGAAAACAUCCAUAGUCUAGUAGGUCACCAGAAGGCGUAUAGCAUAUGGCAAGAGGAACUCUAUGCAAUGCGAGAGACACUUAUACCAGAGGAAAGAGUUUUGGCGAUUCAAGAAGCCAUGUGCGGAUUUAUUGUUCAGGAAGUCCUCGACAAAACAAGAGAAUUCUACUAUGAUGGAAUGUCAAACAUAGAUAAUAGAAGUAAAUAUGAUAAUAUUGAGUAA